Messenger RNA from Salvia miltiorrhiza (redroot sage), 1289 nucleotides. RefSeq names its product ras-related protein RABE1c-like. The transcript is spliced from 8 exons. Gene Ontology annotation, molecular function: GTPase activity; GTP binding. Bases 289 to 939 code for a protein of 216 amino acids. Lineage: Eukaryota; Viridiplantae; Streptophyta; Magnoliopsida; Lamiales; Lamiaceae. Gene Ontology annotation, biological process: protein secretion; regulation of exocytosis. The record is from RefSeq and is a predicted model, not a curated record.
AUUUUAUUUAAUUUAAUUGGUGAGUUUUGUUAAAAAUAAAAAAUAAAAAAUAAUAAUUGGUGAGGGUGUUUGCUAGCAUGCGCGAUGGGGGCACCGCAUCUCCUCUAAACAAGGCGCGCAGCAUAGCCAACUACGGACGGCGUGUCCGUCUCCCCCUCUUUCUCGAAAUAGAAUUGUGAUCAUUUUGGUUUCUAUGCAGAGCGGUUAGUAAAAUUCGCACUGACAAAAAAAGAAACAACAUUCAACGACGCCGUAUUGUGAAGGAAUCCGUACCACCGGCGAGGUUUAAUGGCCGCACCACCGGCAAGGGCGCGAGCAGAUUACGACUGUCUUAUCAAGCUUCUCCUCAUCGGCGACAGCGGUGUAGGUAAGAGUUGUCUUCUUUUGCGAUUUUCUGAUGGUUCCUUCACGACUAGUUUCAUUACCACCAUUGGAAUUGAUUUUAAGAUAAGAACUGUUGAACUCGAUGGCAAACGAAUCAAGCUCCAAAUCUGGGAUACCGCUGGUCAAGAAAGAUUCAGAACAAUCACUACAGCUUACUACCGUGGAGCAAUGGGCAUAUUGCUUGUCUAUGAUGUCACUGAUGAGGCGUCCUUUAACAACAUUAGGAACUGGAUCAGAAACAUCGAACAGCAUGCUUCUGACAAUGUCAACAAGAUAUUGGUAGGAAACAAAGCUGACAUGGAUGAAAGCAAGAGGGCUGUUUCAACCGCCAAGGGUCAAGCAUUGGCAGAUGAGUACGGGAUAAAAUUCUUUGAAACCAGCGCUAAAACCAAUCACAAUGUGGAAGAAGUUUUCUUCUCUAUAGCUAGGGACAUAAAGCAAAGGCUUUCAGAGUCGGAGAGCAAAUCAGAGCAACCGUCAACGAUCAAGAUGAAUCAGCCGGAUGCAGCUGGUGGAGGUGGGCAAGCUGCACCCAAGUCAGCUUGCUGUGGUUGAAUAUGCAAGGUACAAAGGCUGAGGGCAGUUAAGUAGGUGCUACAUCUUGAGCUAUUGUGGUGAAAAUGCAUCAGUCCUCAGCAAAUUUUUCUGUUUUGGUUAUGCAUUAUUAUUAGGGUGGUUUCACUGGAAGAGGUUAAAUUGAGUUUUGCUUCAGUUUGCUCCUAGAUUUGAUUACAUCUAGCCGUCACUGCAGACUUCACAUUUUCUCUUCAUGAUUCUGUUUUGACGUUGCAUGUUAGAUAAAAUUCUACAGAGAUACUUGGCCUCUGUCUCUCUUCAAGCAAGCAAAAAAGGAUCAUUAAGUCAGCAAUUGUAAUCGUUUUUAGUAAUCCUUUGUUUUUGUACAA